Molecule: messenger RNA, 1794 nt
Organism: Coprinopsis cinerea okayama7#130
Lineage: Eukaryota; Fungi; Basidiomycota; Agaricomycetes; Agaricales; Psathyrellaceae
Exons: 1
Coding region: 1-1794 (597 amino acids)
Molecular function (GO): protein binding
Source: RefSeq, a predicted model, not a curated record
AUGAACUCGCUCCCGGCCGGUAUUCUGCUUCAAGCCCCCACCAACACCCCCGUCUGGCCAAGUGCUGUCCUGUUGCAAUUGCCCGAUAUCCCUGUCCCGCCCGCCACCUACCUUCAGAUCCCACCUGUUGCUGUCGAGCUUAGUGACCAGAACGGCAACCAACAAAGCCAUAGGAUCCAUCCCCUACUCCACCUCAUCCCGGACGUACGGUCUACGCCCAUUGACAAUUUGGCUAACGAGAUCCUGUUGAGUGUUUUUGAAUAUUGCCUCACCCUCAGAGACGGAGAACCGAAGGAGAAACUUAAAAUCUUGCUUUCCUUGAGUCGUGUCUGUCGACGAUGGAGGAUGCUGGUGACCACCACUCCCACCUUUUGGAAUGCCAUUUACCUGCGCCGAUUUGCGAGAUACCCUGGAGAGCUUUAUUGGCAUCGGGAUGACCGUUUUGAUCGUUGGGUCCACAAAUCUGAACAGCUCUUUCAACGUACUGGGCCUGGUCUCCCUCUAUCCGUGACGAUGGAUCUCAAAACUGGCACAUCUGGGACCGAGACGAUUGAUCCACGAAUCUUCUCCACUGCUGGGCAAUGGGAAGAACUCGACAUUACCCUCACCAUUUCCACUCUCUACUUGGUCGACUACCUUUCUGCCAUGAGUUCAGAGACCAUCGGGAUGAACCUCAAGGCGUUGAAGUUUACUUUGAAGCUACCGGACUAUAGAGGCCUUUGGCACCCCUUGGACACCCAGAGAAUGAUUUUAGAAGGCAUGAAAGCGUUUCUUCGUUCGACCCCGAGGCUUUACCUUGAUCUUCCAGCGCUGCCGUCACUUCCUUGCCCCCUCUACCUGAGAAACGUGAUCACUUGGCCCGAUUUGACUCACCUCCACCUUCGCACCAUGAACGUUUCAUUCUUGCACGUCGGCGACAUCCUCACUCUUUCACCUAACUUGGUAUAUCUCAACAUCUGGGUAGCACCAAUCGCCGGGACAGCCCCCUAUAUCAUCGCUCGGGGAACCGUCAAGCAUCCCAAACUUCAAACUUUCCAUUUACUAUUCGGUGAUCUCCAUCCCGAUGCACUCGUUUUCAGCGCUAAUCUGGAGUUACCUGCUUUAAAGUCCCUCGGACUUUUUAUCACACAACCACCCGCCGGCGUAUAUGCAAACUGCAGCGUAAUUGCUCGCCAGACUUUCUUGCCGACAUUCAUCUCUCGCUUUGGCCAACAAUUGGAGAUACUGUUCUUGGAAGAGGCUGCACCGUAUCCCGAUAUGCUCAAUCCUUUCCUUAACUCGACCCUUGAAGACAUCGCAUGCGCCACACCAAACCUUGUUCAAUUCCAAUUGAAAUGUGCUACUCUAUCAAAGCCGCUUGAGCUCGGGCUGGACCUUCUUGCCACCACACUUCCCUCCAACGAUCUAGGGUGCGCUUGGGCUGGGAUUGUGACGAGGACCCGCAACAUCUUCUUGGGAAAGCUCAUAAUUCACUCCCUCUGGCCUAAGCUCCGCUUCUUCCGCUGGGACGGGAACAAGGCUACGGACUUGAGCGACACCGUGCUUCUCGACUUCAUGCGUUCCCGUUCUGAGAAGAGCGUCUAUCGAGAUGUACGAGUUUCGCCGUUGGAAGAAGUCGUUGUCAGCCUUGCUCGGAGGGCGAGGAGUCUUCUCGACCUCUCCGACCUGUCGAUGUGGUAUGAAAUCGAAUAUUUGACCAGCUACUACGGGAGUCACGGUGAUUCCAGCAUUCCCGUGAAGAAUGUUUUGGAGCGACGAGACUUGGAAGACCGUGGCUUCGGUUGGCGGGGUUGA